Molecule: messenger RNA, 4032 nt
Organism: Biomphalaria glabrata
Lineage: Eukaryota; Metazoa; Mollusca; Gastropoda; Planorbidae
Exons: 20
Coding region: 92-3031 (979 amino acids)
Biological process (GO): negative regulation of inflammatory response
Source: RefSeq, a predicted model, not a curated record
UUCAGAAAUAGAGUAAAACUAAUCAUGCAUCUAGAAGGAAGUAAAAUACUUUUUCCAUCUAAUAAGCUAAUUCAUUCUAAGUAAUAUCAAGAUGUGGACUUGCACUCAAAUAUUUGUUUUUAUUUUCUUGUGUUUUUGCACGAUCAAACAUUCUGAUGCCUAUACCAGAUGCACUGUACCAGAUACCACGAAAGCAGCUUAUGGGCAAAGUUGCAGCUAUAAUUCGGAUUGUUUGACAGACUAUUGCAAUAGUUCAAAGAAAUGCACUUGUUACCUUUACUCAUUUGUAGAUCUAGUUAGUGGAUUUUGUGUUGAAGGAACCGGGAACAUCUAUACCCUUUAUACAUACUGUGGUUACCUGGCCAGCCCAAGCAGCAUAAGUACAGGGAAUCUGGCCACUUGGACAAUCAUCGGAGCGUCUGUAACAUACAUCACUAUUGUCGUUCUAGACAUAGACAUGAAUCCAACAAUUUGUUCUACAAACUAUUUGGAAAUCCUGGAUGGAUCUACAUAUUUACUUAACAAAACAUGCGAUGCAUCAAAUUCCACUCUGAGAUUCCAUGCUUCCAAAUCGAAUUCUCUGAAAGUAUCAUACAGAAAACCUGCGAGUGCUUACCGAGGAUUUAGAGCUAUAUACUAUACAAGAAGCAGGUCAUCAGAGUUAUCAGAAUCGAUUGGUUAUAUAGUAAGCCCAGGCUAUCCUAUUUCUUAUAAUGAACAAGUGAACUACACAUGGCUUAUCUCCAACUCGCCAGGGCGUAUAAUAAAUACAACAUUUUUAGUCGAUACUGAGUCAUGCUGUGAUUACGUAAGAGUGUAUGACGGUAGAGAUGUGUACUCAUCAUCACUGGCGAAUUUUUCUGGUUCACUGUCUCUGAGGUCUGUUCGAUCGUCAGCCAAUUAUAUGUUGAUACAGUUUACAUCCAACAGUAAUAUAAGUCGAACAGGAUUCAUAGCCACGUUCGAGGUGUUCGUUCUCUAUGGCUACACAUGUAGCAGCUUAUAUAAAUGUCUUCCGGGUUUGGUUUGCACUGGAAACGUUUGUGAUUGUUUGUCAUCCCAGUUUUACGAUACAUCAACAAAUACUUGCAGAAUGAGACUCGGACAUGGCAACAUUUGUACCACAGCCGACGUGUGUACAUCAGAACUGACGUGUUCAUUUGGCCACUGUUCAUGUCCAUCAACACUUUUGUAUAAUCCUUCUAACGGACUUUGCGAAUCUCGAGUAACUUACGGCUCAUCCUGCCCAUUUUCAGAAGAAUGUCUUGAAGGUUUAGUUUGUCGUGAUUCUAAAUGUCGUUGCUUAACGAGUCAGUAUUACAAUAGUAGCACUAGAGUUUGUAAAAGUGGGUUAGGUUUUGGAAAGAAUUGCACAAAUUCCUACUGUGUAGAUGAUUUAGAUUGCAACUCAGGAGUUUGCAGCUGUUCAAGUUCUCAAUAUUACGAUCAAUCUCUUCGAAUUUGCAAACCCAGAAUAACUUAUGGAAAUAAUUGCAAUAGCACAGGGCAUUGUGCUCCUGGCCUCUCCUGUCUACAAUCACGAUGUGGCUGUUUGACAAGUCAUUAUUAUGACCUAAGUAAUUCAAUAUGCAGACUUAGACUUGCAUACGGAAAUACUUGUACGAGUACUGGCCAGUGUCAACAACAUUUAGAAUGUACUGCGAAUUCGUGUCGAUGUUCUGCCAAUAGUUAUUACAACAAUACAACAUGUCUAGCUAAACUUGCUCAUGGCGUGUCGUGUUCCUCUUCUGGAGAAUGUUUAACUCCUUUUGUGUGUACAUCUGAGAGAACCUUUACCAAGACAUGUCUCUGCCCUAGCGACACGUACUUUAAUGCGUCUCAUUGUCUGCCUAACGGCACUGUGCAGGCUGCAGUUUCCAGUGACUCCCAGGUCAAAACAGAUUCAAUACUUCUAAAAUGGACCACGCAAACAUGGAAGUCUAAUUUAUUGUUCACUGUUGAAUGGGGACAAAUGUAUGUUUUGACAAAUGCAAGUGAACUCUACAUAGAUGGUCUGUCACCUGGACGAGUCUACAAUUUUACUAUCACCACAAACAUACCAGGAGAUGAUUAUUACAAUAAUAAAUCUGUACAGUCUAAAUUAGCUAUAGUAACAAAACAAGCUCCAGGCAAUACCUGCAGUAGCUUUUACAAAUGUUCUGACGAGUCAAGUUGUGUCAAUGGAGUCUGUGUUUGUUUGGGCCACUAUUAUCUAAACACUUUGUCUAAGUCUUGCGAACCAAGACUGACCAAAGGCUACGAAUGCACUCAAACUGAUGAAUGUAAAGAAACAAUGACAUGCAUACGCCGAAGAUGUGGUUGUCAGUCUGGAUAUUAUUAUAACACUACCAAACAAGGCUGUUACAGUGCCCUCAAGAGAGGACAACUGUGUGAUCCUUCAACUGAGAAAAUGUGUGAGUUUCCGGACCUUAUCUGUGCACGGGAAAGUACUUCCACAGCAAGUUACACUUGUCAACAAAAUCAGAAUACGAAUGAUCCAGAUUUUCAGGAGAAUACAAGUGAAGACAACUCAAACACAGGGAUCAUAGCUGUAGCUGUUGUUGGUUGGGUUGCUGCCCCUGCAGCUGUUAUCAUAGUGUUUGUUAUAUGCUCAAGGAAUCGAAAGAAAUCUCUAUCUAAAGGUAUCCUGGAGACACAAUCAGUUCAAGGCACAAUUGCAUCUAAAUCAUCCCCUAAAACAGAAGAUCUACAAUCAACCACUAACUUGAGCCCGCCUGAAAUAGCAGACAUGCUAUCAAAAGUGUGUGCUUUGGACGGGCAGAACAUGAAGCCGAAUAUAUUUACUAAGCCUUUAACAUCUGCCAACACUGAUCUUCCUAUCGGAAAGUCCACGUCUGCAUCUGGUCACAACAAAAUGUACACUUAUGACUCACCUGAUAGUCUGGAGCACACCUAUGACGUAAUUAACACUGUACAGUUUCUAGUGGACACAAACGAUGACGCUUACGAGAAAGUAAUUCAGAAUGUUCGAACCCCGCAAGAAAAUGACUACGACAAUUCAAAUAUUUGAAAUUUAAGACUUUAUGUUAACUUAAAGGAAUUAUGCGUUUCUAGAUUAUAUUUAGUGCAGGUCUUGGCUAAGACUUUUUUUGUAAAGGAUCCUAAACUCUUCAAGCUUUAGUAAAAAUUAUAAAUGCGCAAAAUAAUAUUUAGUAAUCUAAAAAGUUUCUCAUAUUUGUGAAGAAAGUGAGUACUGUUAAAUAUCUCUCCUUUCCGUUUUUUUUAAAUGUUAUAUGCAUGAUUUGUUAAAGUUUAACAUAUUUUUGAAACAUAAAGGCUAAGAUCUUAGAAGAGCGGGGGCAGUAUAAGCUUGCCAUUACUUCGGCCAUACGUUUAGAUGUUAUGACUCCAUAGUUUCCAUAUGUAUAUAAUAUUUAAUAUCUUUUUGUAUAAUGGUACAGCUAAACGUAUAAGCCAAUAAGUACAUGUACACAUAAAUGUAAAUAAUGUGUGUAUUACUUCAUAGUUAAAGUCAUGAAAUGAAAACACAUUAAUAUUUCCCAUAUUUAAUCAGUUUUCAAUACAUUUGAGAUGCUUGUAAUCACUUCAACAUGUACCAGACAUACUGCAUCAAUUUUCGUUUCAUAAGUAGAGGUUUGUUAUCGUUUCACUGUGCAAUAUAAUAACUAAACAUAAUUGUACAAGAUUAUAAAUUAAUAUUAUAUUAACUACUUAUCCUUAGUUGAUAAACUAUUUCACUAUUACAGUAAAAACUUCUCUUUAGUUGAAAAAACUACUUCAGUAUUACUGUCCAAAUUCAGGAAUGGUUGCUUGAAGAAAUAUAUUGUUUGUUUCUAAAGACUGUGUACAUCGUGGGAACAUAUUUAUUGACACACAGUAGUUCUCAUUAUUUUAUAGUUGUACAUACCCUAUUAGUUGCUGUUUUAAUCUUAUUAAGUGCCAACAAUUAUAAUGUAACGAAGUUAAACAUCCAGCCAAAUUUAUCAACUUAUUGUAUAACUCUUUUGAUACCAAUGUUCUAAGUACAAUAAACUUAUUUUUGAAAAUUUA